Molecule: messenger RNA, 783 nt
Organism: Penicillium manginii
Lineage: Eukaryota; Fungi; Ascomycota; Eurotiomycetes; Eurotiales; Aspergillaceae
Exons: 2
Coding region: 1-783 (260 amino acids)
Cellular component (GO): cytoplasm
Source: RefSeq, a predicted model, not a curated record
AUGGCAGUCGACUGCAUCCCCAUGGCCUCGCGCCACCACCCCCACCACCCCUCCAACUAUACCUACAACUGCACCUACACCUAUACCCCAUCAACCCGACGCUCCAGCUCCUCCAACUCCUCCACCUCCCAUUCCAACUUCAGCAGCAACAACCCCUACGCUCGCCUGACCACUUCCUCACCUCACUACACAACAUUUUACAACCGGCGCUCCACGCCUAUCUCCCUCGCAGACUGGACACCUGACAACCACCACCAAGCCGAGCGCGAGCGCAAGCGAAACAGCACAAGCUCUAUCCCGCGCCGCCGCACCCACCGCUACCCACGAACCUCCCAGCUCGUCAACCCAGACAUAAUCGACCAACUCGACGACGUGACAAAUUACUCCUACCACCACGAGGGACCCUACGACGCCGUCUGUCCUGAGCGCAACCGGGUUAGCCAGCGUAGUCCACUCGAGGCAGUCCGCGAGUCAAACGAGGAAGCCCUCCGCGCAACACCGCGGGACAAAAUCAUCGACUGUUUAAAUUCGCACCGGCCGCUGGAUGGUGUGGCAUUUUUCCCGCCAGGUGAAACGGAUCGAAAUGGGCAGACUUAUUUGUAUGAGGAGGGGGCGAAUAUGAUGAAUGAUUAUGGCAAUUUUAUGAGGACUCCUGGCCAGAAAUUCACCGAGGAGGACUUCAAGAAUGAUCCCUUCUACAAUCGCCCGCUGUUAAACCCGUUCGCGACACUUAAGAAGAAACUCAGUCUGAAGCGCAACAAGAAUCGUCGGAGUACUGCGUGA